UGCGAGACCCGAAAGCAAGCCGACGGUCGCCACCUGCGCGCCUGCGCGCCUCGCCUGCGCGGCUGCGCUCCGAUGCCACGUGCAUGGCGGAUGUGCUGCCUUCAGGCGCAAGCCGUGCGCUGCGCGCGGUGCAGGCGCUGGAUGCCUGGGCAUCCACCUCUGAGGUGCAAGAGGCGGUGUUCGGCAGCCUGGUGGCCUGGCAGCAGCCGCGCUGGGCCACCUCCGCGCUGGCCAAGCUGGCGGAGGCCAAGAAGGGCCAGGUCGCAGCGCAGGUGCUGACGGCCAUGCGCGAUGGCGCUGCGGAAACCUCCACCUUCCACUACAACGCGGCGAUCAGUGCGUGCGCCAGCAGUGGCCUUUGGCGCUGGGCCUUGCACCUCUUGCUGUCCAUGUCCACGCUCCGCGCUCCGUGCAGCGCCGUGAGCUUCGGCAGCGCCAUCUCCGCCUGCGAAACCUGCAGCGAGUGGCAGCGCGCCGUGCAGCUCUUUGCCAUGUGCGCUGAGGCGCGGCUGAGGCACAACAUCGUCAUCUACAACAGUUUGAUGAGCGCUUGUGCGGCCGCCAGCCGCUGGCAGAGCGCUCUUUGGCUCCUUGCAGAAGGGCAUCUUGCAGGCCUUACGCCGACAGUGAUCAGCUAUGGGGCAGCAAUCUCAGCAUGUGAGAAGGGUGGCCAAUGGCAGUUGGCCUCCUCAAUGUUGAUCUCCUCGCCGAAUUCGCGGGUGCAACCAAACACAGUGACUUGUGACUCUUGCAUCAGCGCUUUUGAAAAAGGCAGCCAGUGGCAGAUGGCAGUUGACUUACUCCGUUACAUGCAUCUCUCCAAAGUCCGGUGCGUCGACAUCAGCUUCAACGCUGCCUUGAGUGCCUUCGACAAAUCUGGGCGUUGGCAGUUGGCUGUGCAUGCCCUCGGUGCCAUGCGGCACCUCGCGGUGGGUUGGGACGUCAUCAGCUUCGACGCCUCCGUGAGCGCCGUGGGGGGUGCCGGGAAAUGGCGACGCUCCCUGAGGCUCCUGAACCACGUGGCUGCGUCCCAGGUGCGGCCUGUGGUCAUAACCUUCAACUCUGCCAUCAGCGCCUGCGAGAAAGGCGGGCAGUGGCAGCAUUCGCUGGGCCUCCUCGGGACGCUGAGCUCGGAGUGGACGAGGCCAAGCGUCAUCAGCUUCAAUGGCUCCAUCAGCGCCUGUGAGGCCUGUGGGGAGCCCUGGCCCAUGGCUUUGCAGCUGGUGGCGGCUUUGCACAAGGCCCAGCUGGAUGCCACGGGGGUCACCUUCAGCUCGGCCAUCAGCGCCUGCGAGAAGGGCGAGCGCUGGAACUGGGUCCUACGAUUUUUGGAGGGCUGGUUGCUGAGCAGGGCCCGCCCAGAUGAGAUUACCUGCCGCGCCGUGAUUAGCGCAUGUAUAAAGAGCGACUGGUGGGAGCAAGCCUUGAUCAAUUUGGGCGCCAUGAGGGAGGCUUCCCUGGCAAAGUUCCUGGAUUUGACUGGGUAAUGGCACCACGCCUUGCCGGAUGAAUGCGUCCGCAAGUGAAAAAGUGGGCCUUGUACAAAGAUUGCUUAGUGGCCGCUGCAAAGCUGAUGGCCGAGUGCCAAAGAUGCGCAACACCCUGGCAUUGGCUGCGUUGUGCUAGC
Messenger RNA from Effrenium voratum, 1627 nucleotides. NCBI's taxonomy places the organism in Eukaryota, Dinophyceae, Suessiales, Symbiodiniaceae. The record is from the annotation of a GenBank genome assembly.